AUGGCUCCUACACGACCAAGAAAGCAAGCCUCGACCGAGUCGAGCGCUUCGCAAAAGAAACACGCGACAUCCAGCGGCUCCGAUACCCCGUCAACACCACAACGAACCCCCAUUAGAAAGAAACAGACGGGAAUCACCUUACAGCAAAAGCAAGCCUUGAUCGAGAACCUGCGACUUGAAAUCACUGAGCGAGCCCGCAGAUUACGCGCCCAGUAUCAUCUCCAGGCGCAGGGCCUCAGGUCGCGAAUUGAGAUUCGUCUCAACCGGAUACCAACUGCUCUCAGGAAGGCCACUAUGGGCGACCUACUCCUCAAAUACGCAGAUCAGGCGCAAGGAGGGCCCAACCGCCCGCUACCGCAACCUGUCAAAGAUCUGCCUAUACUGCCAAGUCCUCAAAAGCCUAUCCACCAAACCACUCGCGCGCCACAGGUUGGACGCGCCCAGAAGCGGUUGAGCAAUGAAAUCACUAUGGAUAAAGAGAAUGAGCUUCAAAAAGGCGAGCGUCCUAAGAAGAGGACUCGCGGCGAGGAUGGUGGCUUGGUUCACCCAGCGCAGGUUUUGUCACCUACCUCGUCCAACUCUCGUUUGGCAAACCGCAGUCGCGCAACGUCCCCCACCAAGUCAUAUCUGUAUAAAUCCAACUCUCCUCUAAAGGCUGGUAGCCCAACUCGACCAACUGCCACAAAUCUGGGGACGCGUACGGGAGGGCUCAGAAAGGUCACUACGACAUCCAACUCAAGCUCAAGCUCCAGUGGAGCAACACCGGCAGCGGCAGCGCGGACAAAGCGCACCGCAACAGCCCGACAAUACUGA
Trichoderma breve is the source of this 813-nucleotide messenger RNA. RefSeq lists its product as uncharacterized. The record is from RefSeq and is a predicted model, not a curated record. The transcript has 4 exons. NCBI's taxonomy places the organism in Eukaryota, Fungi, Ascomycota, Sordariomycetes, Hypocreales, Hypocreaceae. The coding region runs from base 1 to 813 and encodes 270 amino acids. Gene Ontology annotation, cellular component: chromosome, centromeric region; chromosome passenger complex; spindle midzone. Gene Ontology annotation, biological process: mitotic sister chromatid segregation.